Molecule: messenger RNA, 17165 nt
Organism: Melospiza melodia melodia
Lineage: Eukaryota; Metazoa; Chordata; Aves; Passeriformes; Passerellidae
Gene: RAB11FIP5
Product: RAB11 family interacting protein 5
Exons: 6
Coding region: 1-4257 (1418 amino acids)
Biological process (GO): regulated exocytosis
Cellular component (GO): secretory granule; mitochondrion; phagocytic vesicle
Molecular function (GO): small GTPase binding
Source: RefSeq, a predicted model, not a curated record
AUGGCGCUGCUGCGGGCGGCCGCGCUGCCCGCCGAGGGCUGCCCGGCCUGGCUGCCCACGCACGUCCAGGUGACGGUGGUGCGGGCCCGCGGGCUGCGCUGCAAGGGCGGCGGCAAAGGCAAAGCGGGCGGCAGCGACGCGUACACCGUGAUCCAGCUGGGCCGCGAGAAGUACAGCACCUCGGUGGCUGAGAAGAGCGGCGGCAGCCCCGAGUGGAGGGAGGAAUGUGCCUUCGAGCUGCCCCCCGAGCCCGGGGCCUGCGCCGAGCUGGUGCUCACGGUGAUGCACCGGGCGCUCGUGGGCAUGGACCGGUUCCUGGGCCAGGCCCUGGUGCCCCUGGAGCCCGCCCGGCAGCGCGGCCGCGGACCCGACGAGCGGUGGUACAAGCUGCACUCCAAGGCUGGGAAGAAGGAGAAGGAGCGUGGUGAGAUCCUGGUGAGCCUGCAGUUCACCAGGCACAGCCUGACCGCCAGCAUGUUCGACCUGUCCAUGAAGGACAAGGCGCGCUCGCCCUUCGGCAAACUCAAGGACAAGGUGACGGGCAAGAAGAAAUACGACCUGGAGUCGGCCUCUGCCAUCAUCCCCAGCAGCAUGGGAGCCCUGGACAUGGAGGAUGACCUGGAGCUGGGGGGCAAGAAGUCCAAGCUGAAGGGUUUCUUCCUGAAGAACAAGCUGCGGCGGUCGUCGCUGACGCAGUCCAGCACGUCCCUGGGCUCGGACAGCACCAUCUCCUCUGCCAGCCUGAGCCUGGCAGCGCCCAUGCCCGAGGUGCCCAGGUCCCCCAGCAGGCAGGGCAGCCUGUCCAGCGAGCGCUCUGUGAAGGAGCCGCCGGCCUCGCCCAAGCUGAGCCACAAGCGAGCGUUCAGCGAUGAUGUGUCCCAGUGCGGCCCCGCAGAGGUCCCGCAGAGCCCCCAGGCCCGGAGGGACCCCGGCCCCCGCUCGUCCCUCUGCAUCAACGGCAGCCACGUGUACGGGGAGGAGGCGGCAGUGCCCAGGAACCCGCCCGCCUCCGCGCCCCUGCCCGUGCCCCGCAGGCAGGACGAGCCCCUGGGCUUCACCCCCCUGCACGCCGAGCCCCACUGGGGGCUGGGCAGCCUGGAGAGGGCCCAGCAGAGGGACGAGCCCCGCUUCAUCCCGUCCCCUCCCAGCCUGGCUCUGCAGGAAGAGCUCAAGGUGUCCACCAAGGCCGUGACCCUCAGCAACCACCUGGGCAGGGCCAGGAUGGAGGAGAGCGCCCGCCUGGAGGGCAAACCCAGCCAGGGUGCGGCUGCUCCGGGCUUCCCCACCGAGCCGGCCAAGGACAGAGCAACCGAGGACACCAGGAAGGAGGACAAGAAAGCCAAGGGAGGCUUCUUCCACCACGGGGGCAAAGGCCAGGGGGACAGAGGGACCCCCGUCCACACCUCGGCCGCGGGGGAUGAGAGGAGUAAGAGCAGCGGCUGGUUUGGCUCCAAGGAGCCCAAAGAGUCCCCUCAGAAACCCAGUUUUCCGCCUGGGCCGCGUGCUGCACCCGAGGUCGCUGGGAGCUUUUAUUCCUCUGAGGAUUGCAGUCCCUCUGGCUCCCCAAGGCGCACAGAGCCCCAGAGGGAGUCUCCAGCCCAGAGCGUUGGUGUCCCCGUGCCUGAAACCAGUCCCCCAGCACCGGGAGAGCUCCCUCCUGCCGACACCGACACCGAGCCCGCCGUCCCCUCGGAGUGGGACGAUACCUUCGAUGCCUUUGCCACCAGCAGGCUCAAACCAGAGCGGAACAAGGAGAACUUUUUUGCCUCGGUGGCAGCAGAGGGCAUGGCUUUCAUCGAUGACCCCAGAGCCAGCCCAACGGAGAGCUCAGCGGGGCCGCCCUGCCAGAAGGGCUCCCAAGUGUUCGAAAAGGCGGCUGAAAUCCCUGCGGCUCUCCGCUCCUGGACAAAUUUCUCCGCCUUAGACGUGGGGGCCAAUCUGGUGAGCACCACCCAGGAGGCCACGGUGAUCGAGGACGUGCUGAGCCCCGUGUCCGCGGGCUCCAUGGCCAGGAGGAGGAAAAGCAGCACGCCCAUGGUCUGGACAGCCGCCUUUGCCUCGGGCAACCCCGGGGACAAAGAAGGGUCAGCAGCACUGAGCACUGAAAAUAGCGCUAGGGAGGAGGGGGAUAGCGGUGAGGAGGAGUCCUGCAGCACGGGGACGAACGGCUGGAUGACCAUAGCCACGGAGAGCGCCGCCGAGCCCUCAGAGAGCGCCGGGGAGCACCCGGCUCCUCAGGGCCCCUUCGGCCCGCGCCCGCCCUUCCUGGGCGAGGGCACCUUUGAGGCCCAGAGCUCGUCCCGUGCCACCACCGCCACCUGUGUGCUACCCAUGAGCUCCUUCCCCCCCGAGCCGGUCCCCGAGGCCCCGCCGGGCAGCACCGUGGUGGCGGCCGUGCCCCCGCGGGUGCCGGGGGACGCGGCAGGGCGGAGGUUCCCCGAGGCGGGCGCGGAGCCCGGGGAGGGCGCCUUGGACAUCCGCAGCUCGGUGUUCCGGCUACAGGCCAGCAUGCGGCUGGAGGCCAGCGAGGGCCUGCUGCACUUCAGCUCCGACAUCCGCGAGAGGCGCGUGGUGCUGGCGCCGUGGGCAGGGCCCCAGGGCUGCCCGGAGCUGCCGCCCGGGCCGCCCCCCAAACCACCCCGGCGGUUCGCGGCCGCGGGCCCCGUGGGGGACGGCGAGGACGAGGAGCCUGGUGGCACCCAGCGAGGCAAGCAGGAGCCGUGGGAAGAGUCAAAGGGCCCAGGAGCAGAGAUGGGAUUGCCGAGGAGCCGUGCGAGCAGCGAGCCCUCCGUGCCGGCGCCUCCCAGCCUGCCCGCACCCGGAGCGGCCGCCGCUGAAGCCGGGAGAGAGUUCGCAGCGUCUGAGGGUGCCAGAGCUGCUGCUAUGGACCCAGCAGCUGGCUUGGGGACAGGAGCCGACACCUCUGUGGGCGAGCAUCCAUCAGAGAUGAACGAGACAGAUGUGGCCGAACAGUUUGAGACUUGCAUGUCCAACUUCUCCGUGGAUGGACUGGACCGGUCGGGUGCUGAGGAGAGCUGGAGCCAGCCCCGUUUAUCCCCUCAGGGGUCCACAGUCAGUGCCAAGUGGGAAAUGGCCUCCAAGCAGGAGCUGUUCCCUGAGGAGCUCAGUAUUUCAGGACUAAACCCACCUUCCAAGCUAGACCUGGGCCAGCCCACCAGCUGGACAGCUCUGGGAGAGCAGGAGGCAGCCGGGCAUCCACACCCGUCGCCCCAAAGGUUAGAACACAGGCAGAGGCCAUGCCAGCUGGAGCUGGCGUGCCAGGAUGGCGAGGGGCGAGCAGGAGAGCAGCCCAGGCCCCGUGCCCCUCCCCGGGAGGCAGAGCAGGGCAGGACCCCCGCCAGCGAGGAGCCCCAGGGGCGCUGGGCAGAGAGCAGGAUAGACUUCAAGAAAGCCGAUUUCUGGAAGCCAGAUAAGAUAGAGAGGCACACACAGGGAGCUUCAGCCCCGAGAAACCCCUUCACCCUGGCGCUGAGCCCCAAUUCCCCGAGCAACCCCUUCGUGGAGAGGCCCCCAGCCCCUGUCCAGGCUGUGCUGCCCGAAAAGCUUGAGCAGGGCGACUUCAGCUUCCGCAGCCCGCAGGAGGAGCACCCCGGGCACGGCUUGCAGCCCACUAACGCUACCCCUCUGCAUGUCAGCCCGCCCCUGGCCUUCUCCACCCCUUUCCCCGCGGCUGCCACUAACCCCGAGCCGUGUGGCCGCCCCCGGGCCCCCGCGGGGGUCCCCGCCCGCCGCGCCGCCGCCCGGCCCUGCCCGUGCCCGCAGCCCGGGGAAGCUUCGGCGCUCCUGGUUCUGCCCUGGGAGACACGGCCGGCUGAGAAGCCCCUUGGCCAGCAGACGACCAGCCCCCACCCCGUGAAGCCCCUGAGUGCUGUGCAGGAGGGCUCCAGCGAGAGGAAGCAGCAGCACAGGGCCAGCCUGGGCUCAGCACUGAGCAAUGGCCUGGAGAGGCUGAAGACAGUGACCACGAGCAGCAUCCAGCCCCUGGCCCCGGCCUCCCAGCAGGACAAAGCUGACCCCAAGGUAAAGGACCCUGGCCAGCUGGACCAGUCAGCCAAGUAUUACCACCUGACCCACGACGAGCUGAUCCAGCUGCUGCUGCAGAAGGAGGGCGAGCUGAGCAAGAAGGAGGAGCACAUCCAGGAGCUGGAGAACUACAUUGACCAGCUGCUGGUGCGCAUCAUGGAGCAGUCCCCCACGCUGCUGCAGAUCCCUCUGGGGGGAGGCCAGGCCCCCUGAGCCUGCCCAGGGCAGCAGCACCCAGCAGAGCUGUGCCCCCUGAGCCUGCCCAGGGCACCCAGCAGAGCUGUGCCCCAGUAACCACCACGCUGCCAACACCCCUGCACCCCCUCUUCUCGCCCGAGGCCUGCAGUGGCUUCUGUUGCCAGAGUUAGCAGGAAGGGUUAUCUGCUCCUUCCCAGCCCAAGCUUAGCCCAGCUCAGCUCCAGGGAGCUGUAGGGUGGUGGGCUGCCAGCACCCUAUGGGGAGGAGCAGAGCCCUCCCCACCAGGCAGGUGCCUCUGCAGGUUCCUGUUGCUGUGACCGAGUGCCACCUCCCGGGCACUCCUCCUGCCAGAGCUUUAAGUGACCCCUGGACAUCUGAGAGCUGGAAACCAUCUCCUCGUGACUUCACCCUGCUGCUGCUCCUCUGCCCACACUCCUCCUCCUCUCUCCCUUGAGGGUGGUUUCCCCUGGCUGGUGUUGAGCUGCUGGGUGACACUGGGAACACUGAGACCCAGUGAGACUCCCCCAGCAGAGCCUGUGGGACACCCCUUCCCCUCCUCCCCCAGUGAAGGAUGAAGAGCCAACUCCAGUUUGUGCCACUCUCUCACCACACUUGUGGGAGAUGCUUCACAAAGGGAGAGUGCCAGGCCUGGGUGGUGUCACUGGUGGCUCUGUCACAGCACCAGUGACACUGCCUGGGUCCCUCAUGGCUGGACUGGGAAUAUGGCAAAGGCGCCCCAGGCGUGCUGCAGGAGAUCCUCUGCAUGCCCUCACCCAGCAGGGGCUGCUGUGCCCUGGAGGGACCAAGGAGUGCAGAAUCCACAUUGAAUUUCCACUCAGUAUUCCCAGGAAUGGCUGCUCACAGCUGCCCUGCCCUGCCUCAUCUGUCCAGGACAGCCAGAAAACACCCCCAGAGCAAGGCCUGGGGGGUCUGACCCCUCUGCAGGGCCCCAAACCCUCUUGGCACAGCCCAGAAUUCCCAAAUCCUGGCAGGGCGGUGCCCAGCCUGCUCUGCUGAUCACAUUCACAGGCUGGGAUGGGCUCUCCAGGGCAGUGCCCAGCCUGCUGCCCUGAUCAUAUCCACACACUGGGAUGGGCUCUCCAGGGCAGUGCCCAGCCUGCUCCCCUGAUCAGAUCCCAGGCUGGGUUCAGCUCUUCAGGGCAGUGCCCAGCCUGCUGCCCUGAUCACAUCCACAGGCUGGGAUGGGCUCUCCAGGGCAGUGCCCAGCCUGCUCUGCUGAUCACAUUCACAGGCUGGGAUCAGCUCUCCCAGGGCAGUGCCAAGCCUCAGGGCAGCUCUGUCCCCUGCUGAAAACCCCCUGAGUGACCACCCAAAGCUGAAGCAGCAUGAGACCACGACUGUGUUCUUUGUUCCAGUUGUAAACUUGUCUGUUGCAAUUUUCAUCAAAUUCAGUAUAUCAUCUCUUUUGGCGUGCCAAUUCCCCUUUUUGUUUCCAGUUUUGAAGUAAAGUUAUGUUUGAAGUAAAGUUAUGUAAAGUAAGCUGGCUAAGGCUGCAGGGACCCCCUUGAAGGCCUGAGGGGAUCCUGGCCCAUACUCAAUCUCCACAGAUUAGGAACACUGCCCGGGGCAGCACUUUGGGAUGGAGUGAGGAUGAAGAAGCUGUAGGACUGGUGUAAUUGCACCCAUUUGGAGGGGUGUAAUUUUUGUUAAAUGGGGUUACAUCUUUCCUGUGGGUAGACUUAACAAGCUCAAGGUGGGUCAAGUGUUGGUUGGGAGGUUGAUAUUGAAGUUGGAUGCAGUAAUGAGCUUUGGAGGACCCCAAGAGCUCCAAUUCCUGGGGUUCCUCUAGUGCUCGAGGCAGGGUCUUUGUCCAUCUGUCCCAAGCAUCUACCAGACUGGGUUUCUUACCUGUGUGUGGGUAUUCAUUUGCUGCUAAGGAACCCUACCCGGCACAUUGACAGAGGGUUGUCCACACUGCCCAUGGACAGGCAGAGAUUGUCCUGCUGUAAAGUCUUGGCCAGUGUGACCCAGAUGUUCUGGCUGGGCUGAGGGACAAUCCAUGCACCAGCUGAUGGAAAGGUGAGGAGAAUCCAAAAUCCUGUCUGGAGCAGUUGGGGAUUCCCUGCCACUGGAGACAUGGCAGGAUACUUGGGGGUGAUGAGUUGAUCUGUGAGUUUGAAAAAAUGGGUUUUUAGACCUAUAUAGCUUUACCAGCCCCUCAUAUCUUCCCAUCUGAUCCCCUCAGUUUUUACUGAGUAGAAAACGGGACGGAAAACAAGAAGGGGUAACAAUGCAACAAACUAAAGAGGGGUAGCAGUAAAACCAACCAAAGAGGGGUAAGUGCAAAACAAUGAGCAAAUGAAACUCAACACAGAGUCUUAUGAUCUUCUGGAGCAGUGCAGAGUCAUCUUCUGUGACAAACAUCUGUGUUUACACUCUUUUUUCUUCUCUCCUCCACACCACCCAAGCUUGAUCUCUUUGCUGUCUCUGAGGUUCAGGGGGAGUGUCUCGGGGUGCUGCAUUUGGCAGUUUGAUGUACAGCUUGACAUUCCUGCCUGGAAUCCACCUCAGGCCAGAUCCUGUAGAUACACAAGCAUAACCUCUGCCCUAAGUAAUUCAUGGAAAUGGGCCCAAUAUUUGUUUGAAUUUGGGGUCUUUGAUCAGCACAGGGGGUUUCUCUGUGAGCUGAGCUCUGCUAGUGUUGGAGAAGUGCCUGACAGUGGGGGGUUUGGCUCCAUGAAUGAAUUAUUAAGAAAACUGAUGACAUAAAGAGCCUUACAUAAUCUUUGUACAUUCAGCAGUGUUUCAACUCCCCCGUGCUGCUGAUCAAGGACUCUCUUGAGUGUACAGUGAGCCCUCUCUACAACAGAUUGCCCUGUUGGUGAGUGGGGAAUGCCAUUGGUGCAUUUCACUCCCCAUUGAUCUGGGAGCUGUUUGAAAUUUUUGGAGGUGUAAGCAGGACCAUUAUCUGUUUGGAGAAUGCCUAGGGUGGAGAAUGCUAGGAGAAAAUGUUGGAUGACAUCUCUUGGGUUUUCUCCUGCAUGGGCUGAUGCAAAUACUGCCCCAGAGAAUGUAUCUAUGGAAUGAAGGCAUUAAGGGCCAAAAGCAGCUCAGAGUUCUUGUUAUGCCAUUUUCCUCUAGCCCCCAUGGGGAAGCCUACAUAUUCAAUAUUUACCACGUUAGUCAGGUGUUGUAUUUGUGAAUGAAUUUAUUUUUGUCUCCCAAAAGGUGCAUAAUGUGUGACAUCUAUUUGCCAAAGCUGUAAACUUUCAAGGCCUCAGGGGUUAACCCUGGCCCUCAGAGAGGGCAAAGCAAACUCCUGGCAAUUGGGGCAGGAGCCCACAAUUGCUCUUGCCUGUUCCCUUGUGAUUUUAAACAUUCUGACAAGGGCUGGCACAUUUUGAUGAAAAAGCUGAUGGCUCAAUUUAGCCUGAUUGAAAAUGUCUGCACUGCCAUGGCUAAAUAUCUGCCCUCCAGUUGCCUUCUGUGACUGGUCCUGGGAGGUCAGUGUGUGACCUCACGUGCAUAAUGUGAUAUGGUUGCUCUCAGUGGGAGAGGAGGUACAUUAAAUUUGAGAGCAAGCCUUACAAAUCUGGAUUUGGCACUUCCUUUAGCAAGGAAUGUUCUGCUCUCUCAGCUAUUCCAGCAACAUAGGCCGAGUCAGUAACUAAAUUUAAGGGUUGUUUGAAUUUCUCAAAGGCUCUGACAACGGCUGCUAAUUCUGCAGUUUGUGGGGAUCCUCGAGCAAUCUGAACAUCAGACUCCCACUCUUAAGUGUCAGGAUUCCUCCACGUCAUAACUGACUUGUGGGAUCCCCCUGAACCAUCAGUAAACACAGUCUAUGCCUUUAGAGGAGUUCUACUUUUUAAUGAAUUUGGGACCAAAUUAAAGCAAGCAUUAAACAGUUUAUGUUUUGGUAGGUGGAUGGAGAUUUGGUCUGGGUAGCUGUCCAGAGUGAACUGGAGGUGCUCACUGGUUUGGAACAAAGGUUCUAGACUGUUUAAUGCCUGUGAAUUCACACCCCACUAGGGUCCUGAGGUGAGCUCUGGCCUUUCUGAUAAGCUGGGCCCUAAGCUCCUGAGGUGUUGUGAUGUCUUAUUUGGUUUGUGUGAUUGAAACACCCACUCUGUGAUUAGGAGCUGAUCUCCCUGAGUGGGGUCCCACUGGAAAAUGAGCCCAUGGAACUCGGGUGACUUACCCAGGAUGACAAAUUGGAAAGGCAGGGUAGGAUCAGCAUGGUGGGCUUGUCUCAUGGACAAUGCUUCUGAUACCUUCUGGAUCACUUCAUGGGCCUCUAGUGUGAUGGUUCCUGGGGAGCUGAGGUCAUCAGGGCCCCUCAGGAGGUUCAAAAGGGGUGCAAGGUCCUCAGUCAUGAUCCCUAGCAGUGAACAAACCCAGUUUAUGCUCCCACAUAGCUGAUGAAGGUCCCUCAGGCUUCUUGGGUUGUCUUGAUGGUGAGCUGUUGUGGCAUGAUAGUCUGCUCACCAAUCCAGAGCCCACGGUAGGUCCAUGGGCAGAUGCACUGAAUCUUCUCAGUAGCAAUUUCAAAUCCUUCAAUGGCUUGGAUAGUCUGUUUGAGAACAGUCUCCAAAUAAUAGUCAGUCUCUGUGCAUAUGAAAAUAUCAUCCAUAAAGUGAUGAAUUACGGCAUCAGGGAAUUUUUCCCAAAUGGACGUGAGAAUGUGGGCAACAAACAUUUGGCAGAUGACUCAUGAGUUUUUCAUCCCUUUAGAAAGAAUUUCCCCUUGAUGCCUUUUUAGAGGGCUUGUCUAAUAAUUGAUGAAAAUGCAAAUCUUGGGGCAUCUUUAGGAUGGAGUGGAAUAUUAAAAAAACAAUCCUUAAUAUCGAUGACUGCCAGUUUCCAAUCUCAGGAGCAUUGAAGGUGAGGGCAAGCCAGACUGUAACAAUGACCUCAUUCACCUUCCUGUGGUCUUGUAGGAGCCUCCACUUGUCUUUGCCUGUUUAUGAAUGACAAAGACAGGGAUGUUCCAAGGGCUAGUGGGUGGUACUGUUUGGCCCUUAGAUAGCUGCUCCUGCACUACGGAUUUGAGUGCCUUUCGUUUGACUUCUACCAGGGGCCACUGUUCCACCCAGAUGGGACCAUCUGAUUUCCACGUGUGUGGUGAGGUGGGGUGCUCUGCAGUGGCCCAGCUGGAAAUCCUGUGGGUGUGAAGGGAUUUCUGGUCUGAAUCUCCAUUGUCUCCGCCCCACAGAAUGACAGGUGCCUUUACCACAAAAGGUCUUCCUGUGGCAAUGUGACCCUCAGGACCUUCAGUAAGGAUUGACCUUUUACUCCACAUAGAGGUGGCAGCUGCUCCAAUCCCAGAGAUGAUCCAUAGGCUGGCACCAGUUCCCAGCCCUGUGGCCACCUGGAGUGAGCAAUGAUGGUGACAUCUGACCCGGUGUCAGUCACACCUGGAAGAGAAACUUUGGUACAUUUGUUAGACAAGCCACACUCUAUAAGAGGUCUGUCUUGGCAUGGCAUCUCUGCCCAAAAAACCAUAGGAUUUUCUGGCAAAACAUCAGCCCAGGUGGGUACAAGAAAAGCUUGGGUAUACGUGUGCCCUUAGUCAAACCCCAGGGUGGGUCUGUACAUAUUACAGUGAUCUCACGCAUUGCCCCACAGUCUGCACUUCUGGAAGCACAUGUAACUCAUUAACAGUGUCUCCUAUGAUUAAAACAUCCCCUGGCCCAUCAGGAGUACCAGGUUUACCAGCUGGAUUCAGCAAAUCACUUCAUCCUCAAAUUCAACAGAAAGGGCCCUCACCAGCACUCCUGCCUGGACAUGUUAGUAGUCUUGGGAGAGUCAGCCCCUUCCUCAUAGUGAGUGUCAUCAUAGAUGGUUUCUCUGUGCCUGGAUGCUCUGAGAUUGUGGGAAAAGAGGGAUGAAACUGCUCAAAAGAAAGAUCUCGCAGGAGUUUUGCUGAGUCAACCAGCCCUUGAGGUCUUGAGGGCUGUCAGUUGACCCCUGAGAAAUUCCCUAGAAAAUUGGGUGUUUUUCCUUGGGGAACUGGAGCUCUUGGCUGCAACUCAAAAUCCAGUGGCUGGCCAGUGGAGAGGCUUUCAACGGGCUAAUGAGAAGCCCCACAGUCAGGGCACCAAUUUGUAGCAGCGUGGGGUUUAGAGGCUGCAAGCUGCAAGCUCCUACCUGAUUCCCAAGAAGCAUCUCCUGUGGAAAAGCUGCUUGGGUAGGAAUUCAAGCAGGGCAGUCAAGUCCUUUUUUUUGUUUCGUUUUUUUUUGUUUGGUUGUUUUUUUGGUGGCUUUUUUGUUUUUGUUUUUUUGGUUUUUUUGGGUUUUUUUUGCCAGAUCCCAUUUUUCCUAGUGUUGUGGCUGCUGAAGUCCAGCAAGCACGGAACAGCAGGGAGGGGUUUGUCCCUGAGCUCCUGGGGACAUCUAGGGGGCUGGUGAUGGCAGGACAGCCCUGUCCCUGCAGUGAGGGACUGGAGGAGCUCCCAGUCUGUGCAAAGGUGGGAUCUGCUCCGUGUGGGGUUCCAGGAGCAGCAGGGAGCGGGGACAGCCCUGUCCCUUCUCUGUCCCCACUCUGCUGGCCCUUCAGUCGCUGUCCUCGCUGUCCCAGUAGGCUCCCAGCAAGCCCAGCGAGGACGUGGCUGCUGCUGCUGCUGGAAGUGAGCUGGUGGUGGCUGUGGUGCCUCGGGUUUCCAUCCCCUUAUCCAGGGCAGGAUGUGGCUUCUCCUUCCUGCGGGCCACCAGCCCGGCCAGCUGGGCCCUGGUGCUGAGCUUGCCCAAGCUGCACUCCCAGCUCUCCAUCGUCAGCCUCUUGCUCUGGGUGUCCUCCUGCAGGAUGUCCCUGGGUUUUGUUUGGGCUGUGGGAUUUGGACAGUGUUUUGUUGGUUCGUCAUCACAGUCAGAAUCCACCAGGAGCCGGCGGUUCUGGGCCUGUUCCAACAUGGCCUUCAUCUCCUGCUCAUCCUCCUCCUGCUCCUUGCGCUUCUGCGUCUCCUCCACCUCCUUGUGCUGCUUCAGCAUGGCUUCAAAAUCCACGUUGACCUGGCGCUGGUUGAGCUCCUUCAGCUCCUGCAGGUUCUCCAGGACCUCCAUCUCCAGCUUGGAGUCCUUGCUUCAGUUCUCGAGGACCUUCAUGGGAUUGUUGAGCUCCUCCGCUUCCCUCUCCUUCUGCAUCCUCUUCUCCUCCUCCUCCAGGAGCUUCUGUGCCUGGAAGUUCCUGGUGGCGCCGUGCUCCAUGGCGUAAUCCGUGUUCUGGGGGUCUGUCUUGAAGGUGAUCUCAGCCAGGCAGCGCGGGCACUUGAUGUAGAAGCGGAAGAUGGGCAGCCCCAGGUAGGACUCGUUCUGCACCGUCUCCUUGCGGGCGUUGAACUUCUUGCCCUUGUAGAUGUACUCCCCACACGUCCUGCACCUCAUGUUGAAGGGGGCCAUGAGCCUCACCACGUACUGCCGAUCCUUUGGGAGCCUCAGCUUGGGGAUCUUGGCAGGAUCAAAGUCUGGGGGGUAAUAUUUGUUCAGCACUUUCCGUUCCGACAUGGCCGCGGCUUCUCCCGGUCCCCAGGGCUGCUCCCGCACCGCUCACCCCACGCUGGGCACCACUCUGGAGCAGAGUGGGGUUUAGAUGGUGGAAACUGCUGCCUGGUUCCCAAGAAGGGUCUUGCCUUGGUUUGAAAAGCCAGGUGUCUGAUAAGGAAGGCAGGAUCCUCCUCUGAAAUGGAAAAUGUGAACAGGGGUGGUUCUGCUGGAGCAGGGAUCCUGCACAAGGGGGGAGUUUUCCUCUGCAGCUCUAGGGAUGCUGGAGAUGGGACUGGGCUCCCUCUGGCAAUGCAGGGCAGCAGAAAGCUGCUCCUCUAGGAAUGCAGGGGGCAAAGGCUGCUGGGGUGUUCAAAUCUUCAGAUUAUAUCCAGGUAGGAAUGCUUGGCUCCUCCCCAUCUCCCAAUGGGAUGGUGGAAUUUUAUCAGUGUGACUCAAUGGCCCAUUGGCAGAAGAUAAUGAUGGACCAUUAGCAGAGGAUAUUUCCCAGAGGGAGGAUUGGUUGUGGAAGAGGAACUGCUCAAUUAACAGAAGAUAAUUGCCCCACCUCUGACAGAUGGGAACAGAACACACAACUAAAUCUUUCAACCUAAGGAACAUCUCCUCUGGAAAAGCUGCCUGGGUAGGAAUUCAGGCAAAGCAGUCAAGUCCACACACCUCACUCACCAUGGCUAGCUCAGCUCACUGAGGCAAGAAGGGCCUUUUGUAGGAUAAAUUCCAGUGAGGUUUGUCCCAGCAGGCUGAAGGGAAAUCAGGGACAAAAGAGGAGACCAUGUGCUCUGCAUAAUCAUGUAUGGGUCAGCAGGCAGUGCUGAGGGCACAGGGGUGGCACUGUGCCCUUUGUCCUGCCCUGCAGGGAAAACAGGGCAGGCACCAGGGGUACCACAGCCAGUGAGGAAACAGGGAAAGGAGAAACCCUGAGAAUUCGGGACAAAUGGGGAAAGCAGGCUGGGAGGAUCAGUGUUGUGAGGCUCCAUGGGGAAGUCUUCUCUUUCUGCCUAGCUGGGGAAAUCUCUGUGGUAGAUCUUGCCAGGGUGAAGCCUGGAGUUUUCAAAGAGUUCCACACCUGAUUUACCUGGCUGAACUGGAGCUACUGAGGAAGGGGAUAGGAAAGAUGCUGUUCCCUCCCUCAUCCUGCCAGGAUUUUGGCUGUAGAAGGUGCCCAUGCAGGCAGAGGGGCAGUCAGUGUGGGAUUUCAACAUGAAAGGCAUCUUCUCCCUCUUCUCUACCUCCCAAAGUCACUGUGUUCUUUUAAAACCUCCCUGCUCUUCUCUUCACUUGCUUCAGUGUAGACCAUGCCUUUGAAGAAGGGUGCCUUUUGCCACAGUAGCAGUUUCCUACCCCAAAAAGGCUCUGCAACCCAAUUCUCCAUCCCACACAACCUGCCUGGGGCUGGUUCCUCCUCUGUUUUCCUUCUCACCCAAGCAAAGGCAGUUAAUUGUCACCCAGGGACAGCAGAGCCUCCCCACCCCCUGUGCAGCUGCCCUGGCUCCUCCAGGAGUUCUGCACAGCGGCUCAGGAGAGCUGGGGCAGAGGUCAGCAGCUGACACAGCAGGCAAGGGCAGGCUGAGCGUUCCAAGUUGGAGACAGGCAGAACUGGGUCAGGAGGAAAGGAGCUCUGCCCUGUCCAAGCCUUGGACCCCUGCACGAGGAGGAGGAAGAGGAGGAUGUUUUCCCUGGGAGAACAGCAGCCAUGAACCUCCCACUCCUUCCUGCCUCUCCCCUCCUGGGAAUACCUGAGGUUUGCACUGCUCCAGCCGCUCCUGCUGUGUUCCUGCUCCUCCUCCCUCUGUGUGUGUGGGCUGGGGUGGGGGUGUCCAAGGGAAGUGUUUCUCACGUUUCAGAAGGUGCCAGGAACGUCUGUGCCCGUUGGGUCAGAUCUGUGCCCUGGCAGCCUGAGCCCUCUGUGGGUGCCCAGCUGUGCCCAGCUGUGCCCGUGUGAGCAGUCAGGGAGGAGCUGUGAGCACUGGGGGUGCAGCCCUGGGAAUGCAGCAGUGCUGGGGAGAGGGAGGGGAAUUCCUCAGCGGGCAUUCACGGGGGAGCUGCAGGGCCAACAUCUCCCGUGGGAGCCAGAGCUCCUCUCUGCUCCCAGCCUCACAAACACCCUGCUCUUGGCCCUGUGCCCCUGCAGGGACGGCUCCUGGUGCUCCCCACACAAGUGCCAAUGUUUAUGUGGAUCCCACGGCCCUCCCUCCCACCUCUCCCUCCCCUCAGUCGUGUCUCACCGCCUCCCUCAGCCCCCUCUGCCUUAGUCAGCUCUGCCUUGUUUUGCUCCAAAAGCCUGAACGUUUUGCACUUGAAUAUAAAAAGUGACUCUCAGAGCUCAGCAGGCUGUACCAGGUGUGCAGCCCUGCCAGCAAUAGGUGCUUCCACAUCUCCUGUUUGCAGCAAUACCUGUUCUGUUCCCAGCAAUACCUGCUCUAUUCCCCCAUCUCCUGUUUGCAGCAAUACCUGUUCUGUUCCCUCAUCUCCUGUUUGCAGCAAUACCUGCUCUGUUCCCAGCAAUACCUGUUCUGUUCCCAGCAAUACCUGCUCCAUUCCCCCAUCUCCUGUUUGCAGCAAUACCUGUUCUGUUCCCAGCAAUACCUGUUCUGUUCCCCAUCUCCUGUUUUCAGCAAUACCUGCUCUGUUCCCAGCAAUACCUGCUCUGUUCCUAGCAAUACCUGUUCUGUUCCUCCAUCUCCUGUUCCCAGCAAUACCUGUUUCCUCCUUUCUUGCCUUUCCAGCAGUGCUUUGCCGUCUCCUGCCUUUCCAGCAAUACCUGUUUCCACCUCUCCUGCCUUUCCAGCAAUAGGUGCUUCCACACCUCUUGCCUUUCUAGCAAUACCUGUUAUGUUACCUCAUCUCCUUCCCUUGCAGCAAUGGGUGUUCCCAUAACUCCUGCCCUUGCAGCAAUUCCUGUUCUGUUCCCUCACCUCCUGUUUCCAGCAAUGGGUGUUCCCUCAUCCCCUGCCUUUCCAGCAAUAGGUGCUUCCACACUUCCUUUCUAGCAAUAUCUGUUCUGUUCCCUCAUCUCCUGUUUCCAGCAAUCCUAUUUCCUCACCUCUAGCCUUUCCAGCAAUUCUUGUUCUAUUCCUUCAUCUCCUUUUUCCAGCAAUACCUGUUCCCUCACCUCCUGCCUUUCCAUCAAAGAGUGCUUCCACAGCUCUUGCCUUUCUAGCAAUACCUGUUCUGUUCCCUCACCUCCUGCCCUUCCAGCAAUGGGUGCUCCCAUAUCUCCUGCCUUUCCAGCAAUACCUGCUCCUUCCAUCCCUUGCCUUUCCAAGAACAUGUGUUCCAUAUCUCCAGCCUUUCCAGCAAAGGGUGCUUCCAUAGCUCCAAUUUCCAAGCCAUAUCCUUUCCUUCCAUCUCCUGCCUUUCCAGCAAUACCUGUUCCCUCCUCUCCUGCCUUUCCAGGAAUACUUAUUCCUCAUCCCCUGCCUUUCCAGCAAUGGGUGCUUCCACACCUCUUGCCUUUCUAGGAAUACCUGUUAUGUUUCCUCAUCUCCUUCUCUUGCAGCACUAGAUGUUUCCAUAUCUCCUGCCCUUGCAGCAAUACCUGUUCUAUUCCCUCAUCUCCAGCCUUUCCAGCAAUACCUGUUUCCUCAUCUCCUGCCUUUCCAUCAAUGGGUGCUUCCACAUUUCUUGCCUUUCUAGCAAUACCUGUCCUGUUCCCUCAUCUCCUGCCUUUCCAGCAAUGGGUGCUUCCAUAGCUCCCAUUUCCAAGCAAUAUCUGCUCUUUCCAUCUCCUGCCUUUCCAGCAAUACCUGUUCCCUCCUCUCCUGCCUUUCCAGCAAUAGGUGCUUCCACAUUUCUUGCCUUUCUAGCAAUACCUGUCCUGUUCCCUCAUCUCCUUCCCUUGCAGCAAUGGGUGUUCCCAUAUCUCCUGCCCUUGCAGCAAUACCUGUUCUGUUCCCUCACCUCAUGCCUUUCCAGCAAUACCUGUUCCCUCAUCUUGUGCCUUUCCAGCAAUAGGUGCUUCCACACUUCCUGCCUUUCAAGCAAUACCUAUUCUGUUCCCCCAUCUCCAGCCUUUCCAGCGGUCCCUGCUCCCCCAUGUCCCAUUUGCAGCAAUCCCUGCUCCCCCAUGUCCCGUUUGCAGCAAUCCCUGCUCCCCCAUCUCCCAUUUCCAGCAAUCCCUGCUCCCCAUGUCCCAUUUGCAGCAGUCCCUGCUCUUCAUGUCCCAUUUCCAGCAUUCCCUGCUCCCCCAUCUCCCAUUUGCAGCAAUCCCUGCUCCCCAUGUCCCAUUUCCAGCAAUCCCUGCUACCCAUGUCCCAUUUCCAGCAAUCCCUGCUCCUCAUGUCCCAUUUGCAGCAGUCCCUGCUCCCCCAUGUCCCAUUUCCAGCAAUUCCUGCUCCCCAUGUCCCGUUUGCAGCAAUCCCUGCUCCCCAUGUCCCAUUUCCAGCAAUCCCUGCUCCCCCUGUCCCAUUUCCAGCAUUCCCUGCCCCUGCCAGCUGCAGGAGCCCAGGUGUGCAGGGCUCCCUGGGUGCUGCAGGAGCGUGGAGCAGUGAUGGAUGUUCUGUGUCUCAGUGUUCCCCAGUGUCCCCCAGUGUUCAGCAGGUCCCUCCCUGUGCUUGGGAAAGCUCCUACAGAUGCUCCUGUCUCUGUUCUGCAUUUCCCCACCCUCUGGGUGAAGAUUUGGGGUUCUCCCCUCAGCACACAGGUUUUGCUCUGUGCACAAGAGCAGCACAGCAGCCCUGCAGUGGGGUCUGGUGCUGGUGUUGAACCUCCACCUUCCCAAGGGAAUGGUUCUGAGGGCAUAAAUGCUUCCCCAGAGAGGGAAGGGAUGAGGAAGAGACCUGGGGGAAAUGUUCUCAAGUUGCCCAUCUGGGAUUUAUCUCUGUGUUCAGUGACUGAAUUUCCUAUUUAGUGAUUUAUUUGGCGUCCCAGGGACAGGAGCAGCAUUCCUGCUCUGUGUCCCUGAGCUUUGUCCCUCUGUGCUGAGCCCAGCACCCCUAGGGCCAGCAGCAGCCUCUCCCUGUUCUGUUUCAAACCCAGCCAUGACACCCCUGUGGUUUUGCCUUUCUCCUGGAGUUUGUUUUUCCACAUUUGAGCUGUUCCAUGGGGCUGCAGCAGGGUGCUGUGCUCUACCUUGCUGCCAGCCCUCAGCUGGGGUGUGCUUCUCCAGAGCUUUGGCCAAUUUCCUUUCCCAUUGCCUGGUCCUCCUGGCCACGUGUGGGCCAUGAGAGCCACCAAGACUUGUCCUCAAACUGGAACAGACCUGAGGGAUGUGGAUUCUCCAGUGUGAUGUAGACUCAGCCUUUUCUUGGAGGGAGCCCCAGUUUGGGGUAAAAAACCUGGAAAAGCAUCCCCAGGUGGGAGAAGUGUUGGGUUUGGAGUUGUUGGUUUCCCUCUCUUCACGUCUGCAGGAAGUGGGUUCUGUGUGUCUCAUGUUUUAAGAGUUGCAACUAAUGUUUAUAAAGAGCUUGUUAUUUACGUUUUAAGCACUUUAAAAAAAAAUAAAAGUUGUUCAAGCUGUUCCUAGA